Penicillium oxalicum is the source of this 588-nucleotide messenger RNA. Its product is annotated as cupin domain-containing protein. The transcript has a single exon. Lineage: Eukaryota; Fungi; Ascomycota; Eurotiomycetes; Eurotiales; Aspergillaceae. The record is from RefSeq and is a predicted model, not a curated record. The coding region runs from base 1 to 588 and encodes 195 amino acids.
AUGGUGGAAACCAAAGCCCCCAAGAACAUCCGCCAAUUGAGCCGAUUCAUCACCACCCACAACGAUGACGGCAAAGCGAUCUUCUCCAACACCUUGCCCGAGGUCUUGCCUGUCCAAACAAUUCCAGACGGAGCAGACUUUAGCCUAGCUUACACCACGAAGCGGUUCCCCGCCAAGCUUGACAAUGACGCCGACAUCGACGAGUACUCUUCUCACUUGACGAGUCCUCCCGGCCUGUCGAUCUCCACCGGCACUGUUUGCCGUAUUGUGGACAUCCAGCCCGGGGCAACCAGCCCCAUGCAUCGCACCGUGUCACUGGACUAUGGUGUGGUCCUUGAGGGGGAGAUUGAGCUGGUUCUGGACUCGGGAGAGACGAGGCUUUUGAAGCGCGGCGACGUUGCCGUUCAGCGUGGAACCAACCACGCCUGGCGCAAUGUGACACCGGAUGUGCUGGACCCGGAGACGGGCAAGGCGAUUCCUCAGUGGGGUCGUAUGUUGUACGUUUUGACUCCGACGCUGCCGCUGGAGAUUGGGGGGAAGAAGUUGAAUGAGGAGUUGGACGGAAUGGGAAUUCCUUCUAGUUCGUAG